AUGAGCUUCCGCGAGUUUGUCGAAGCAAGUCGGGGUUACAAGGAUGGGAUGUUGCACAGCACCAUAGAACUUCCCUUCACAUACCUAGGAGAUUCUGACGAUGAUGUCAAUUCGGACAUGGAUGACGAUCUUCAACCGACUGGCGAGCGUAUUCUGAUCGAGGAUUUCUGCAAACCAGUGCAGAGCGUUCCUGAGGGUGUCGCAUGCGCCGUAUGUAUGGUCGAUGUCCACGAAGACAACAAGAACGAAGAACGACCAGUGAUUACGAAGUGUGCUCACUACUUCCAUCAAGUCUGUCUAGACAGCUGGGUCAAUGAGUCAGCUAUGAACGAGAUGUGUCAAGCUCGCGCACGUGAGCCUGUUUCACGGCUCCAGAGUGAGGCGCAGGAGGCCGAAGAUGGCGACUUCAUCGACUCUAUGCAAGAGGAGGCAUUGCACGCCGAGGGUGAAAUCAAUCGCGGAAGCGGUUUGUUUUCGCGUCUGCGCAGCCGGUUUCGCCGAAACUGA
Alternaria arbusti is the source of this 507-nucleotide messenger RNA. RefSeq lists its product as uncharacterized. Gene Ontology annotation, molecular function: zinc ion binding. The record is from RefSeq and is a predicted model, not a curated record. The transcript is spliced from 2 exons. Bases 1 to 507 code for a protein of 168 amino acids. Lineage: Eukaryota; Fungi; Ascomycota; Dothideomycetes; Pleosporales; Pleosporaceae.